AUGGACAGCGACCUGGACGACGUCGGGAGGUGUAUAGACGUCUUCGGCCGAGGCACCAUGACACGCGUAUAUCUCAGCAACAAUUUCAUCUCUGAGAUGCCGGUUGCCACCUUCCAAGGGCUUUCGAGCUUGCAGUGGCUGUACCUCGAUCAAAACUCCCUCUUCGCGCUUCCGGGAGAAAUUUUCUCGGGCCUCGACCAGCUCGAGCGACUGUCGCUGCACCAGAACUCCCUCUCCACGCUCCACGCGGAUACCUUCGCGGGGCUCGCCGGGCUGCAGGAGCUCUCGCUGACCUCGAACCCCGACCUCCAAUGUGUCCCCGCAAACGACGCCAUCACCCUCGAGGUAGACGACACGACCGUCGGCACGUGCGGGUGCGCCCCGGCCGAGGCGGUGAUGUGCGGGGACGGCGUGUUCUGCAUCCCCGGGGAGCUCGGCUACUCGUGCGGGACUACGGCCCCGACCCCGGCGCCGACUCCGGGGCCGACGCCCCCCCCCUCGCCCGCGCCUUCGCCGGCGCCAACGCGGGCCAAGAACCCUUGCCUCGACCCGGCCAGCGAGGCCUACCUCUGCAGCGUCAACGGGACCGAGAUCCACCUUGACUACUGCGGGAUCACGGACGACGACCUGGAAGAUGUCGAGACGUGCCUGGACGUCUUGGGGCGGGGCUCCAUGACGGCCUUGUACGUGCGGUUCAACUACCUGACCACAAUUCCCGAGGGACUGUUCGACGGGCUCGGACACCUGGAAAAGUUGUACCUGAACAACAAUGGGCUGAGCGAGACGCUAUCCGCAGAGAGUUUCCAAGCUCUGGGGAAGCUGCAGGUCCUGAACUUGAACGGAAACUCUCUGACCGCGCUGCCUACGGACCUUUUCCGGGGCUUGGGGCAGCUCCGACACCUGUGGAUCAACAUGAACCUGCUCACCACGCUCGCCGCAGAGCUGUUCGACGGCCUUCCGCAGCUUGAAUCGCUGGACCUCCGGCUGAAUCCCGAGCUACAGUGCGUUCCCGCAAGCGCCGCCGACAACGUGGAGACCACCGAAAUCUCUUCUGGGGUGUGCGGAUGCUCCCUGGCACCUGCCGUCUUGUGCGAUGUCGGUCUGGCCUGCGUGCCGGGAGAGCUCGGUUUCACCUGCGCGACAUCCGCUCCAACGCCGGCUCCGGUCCUGCCGGGGAACAAUACCUGCCUGGACCCUGCGAGCGAGCACUACGUGUGCGGCAUGCCCGGGACGGAGCUGGACUUGGCGUACUGUGGCAUCACGGACGACAACCUGGAAGAACUGGCGGCGUGCAUGGACGUCUUCGGGAGAGACGCCGUGAAGGAAGUCCGCCUCGGGUACAACUACUUGACCACCUUCUCCGGAGACCUGUUCCACGGACUCACGCACGUCGAGCGCAUCUUCCUGAACGACAACAGCCUCGUCAGCGUCCCGGCCGAGGCAUUCCAGGGCCUACAGGCGCUACAGGUUCUGAACUUGAACCGGAACUCGCUGGUCGGCAUCCCUGCGAGUGUUUUCCAGCCGCAGGACACCAACUCUACAGGACCCGGACAUCUCCAAGACAUCUGGAUGAACAUGAAUCUGCUCAGCACUCUACCUGCCGGGCUGUUUGACGGGCUGGAUAUGUUGACUUCGCUGGACCUCCGGCUGAACCCCGACCUGCAGUGCGUACCCACCACACACGACGCCGUCUCUGUUAGCGCCGAACGCCUAUCCUCCGACGUGUGUGAAUGCUCUCCACCUCAGGCGGCCGUGUGCAAUGCGGGUCAAGUCUGCGUCCCAGGAGAAUUCGGCUACACCUGCGGCGUGUGA
This is a messenger RNA of Ectocarpus siliculosus, 1812 nucleotides long. The record is from the annotation of a GenBank genome assembly. NCBI's taxonomy places the organism in Eukaryota, Phaeophyceae, Ectocarpales, Ectocarpaceae.